AUUUUUAAACAGGCAGAAGAAGAGACAACCUGGGGUCCUUCGCGGCCAGAGCAACUACGAGGAGGUCACAAUGGUUCAGAAAAUAUUAAAUAAAAUCAUCGGAGCCAAGUACAUAGGUAUUGCGAGGACGUGGGUCCCAAACAUGGUUGCCUGGGGAACAGUGGGCGGCGUGGCACUCAUUCACUUCACAGAUUGGCGAUUAGUGCUAGACUAUGUGCCAUACAUUAGAGGGAAGUUCAAGACGGACGAGUAAACUCUAACAUGACCACAACGUUGGGAUGGGCACUCGGGUGGAUUGCUUUCACACCUUGAGCUUUUGAGGGAUGCCCUGUCUCAACAGUCAGUCACUGAGGGCUUGUUAGGAGUUUGGACUUCAAGAUGCACUCUCUUUAUAAACUCUGUUUUUGAUUCUGUGUUAUUAAAUGUGAAUAAAUGUAAUUUACUCCCA
Messenger RNA from Pelmatolapia mariae (spotted tilapia), 448 nucleotides. RefSeq names its product cytochrome b-c1 complex subunit 10-like. The coding region runs from base 71 to 253 and encodes 60 amino acids. Gene Ontology annotation, cellular component: mitochondrial inner membrane. The transcript is spliced from 3 exons. NCBI's taxonomy places the organism in Eukaryota, Metazoa, Chordata, Actinopteri, Cichliformes, Cichlidae. Gene Ontology annotation, biological process: mitochondrial electron transport, ubiquinol to cytochrome c. The record is from RefSeq and is a predicted model, not a curated record.